Saccoglossus kowalevskii is the source of this 1047-nucleotide messenger RNA. RefSeq lists its product as uncharacterized. NCBI's taxonomy places the organism in Eukaryota, Metazoa, Hemichordata, Enteropneusta, Harrimaniidae. The record is from RefSeq and is a predicted model, not a curated record.
AUGAUAUUUAAUGAUGCCAUCAUAAUAUUGAACGACGCCAUCAUAAUAUUGAACGACGCCAUCAUAAUAUUGAAUGACGCCAUCAUGAUAUUGAAUAAUGCCAUGAUGAUAUUGAAUGAUGCCAUCAUAAUAUUGAACGACGCCAUCAUGAUAUUGAAUAAUGCCAUGAUGAUAUUGAACGAUACCAUCAUGAUCUUGAAUGAUGCCAUCAUAAUAUUGAACGAUGCCAUCAUAAUAUUGAACGACGCCAUCAUGAUAUUGAAUAAUGCCAUGAUGAUAUUGAACGAUGCCAUCAUGAUAUUGAAUGAUGCCAUCAUAAUAUUGAAUGAUGCCAUCAUAAUAUUAAACGACGCCAUUAUGAUAUUGAAUAAUGCCAUGAUGAUAUUGAACGAUGCCAUCAUUAUAUUGAACGAUGCCAUCAUGAUAUUGAACGAUGCCAUCAUGAUAUUAAAUGAUACCAUCAUGAUAUUGAAUGAUGCCAUCAUGAUAUUGAAUGAUGCCAUCAUGAUAUUGAACGAUGACAUCAUGAUAUUGAACGAUGGCAUCAUGAUAUUGAACGAUGCCAUCAUGAUAUUGAACGAUGCCAUCUUGAUAUUGAAUGAUGUCAUCAUGAUAUUGAAUGAUGACGUCAUAAUAUUGAACGAUGACGUCAUGAUAUUGAACGAUGCCAUCAUGAUAUUGAACGAUGCCAUCAUGAUAUUGAAUGAUGCCAUCAUGAUAUUGAACGAUGACAUCAUGAUAUUGAAUGAUGCCAUCAUGAUAUUGAACGAUGACGUCAUGAUAUUGAAUGAUGCCAUCAUGAUAUUGAAUGAUGCCAUCAUGAUAUUGAACGAUGCCAUUAUGAUAUUGAACGAUGCCAUCAUGAUAUUGAACGAUGCCAUCAUGAUAUCGAACGGUGCCAUCAUGAUAUUGAAUGAUGCCAUCAUGAUAUUGUAUGAUGCCAUCAUGAUAUUGAACGAUGACGUCAUGAUAUUGAACGAUGCCAUCAUGAUAUUGAAUGAUGCCAUCAUGAUAUUGAACGAUGACGUCAUUAGGUUUGGGGUUUAG